Sphaeroforma arctica JP610 is the source of this 969-nucleotide messenger RNA. RefSeq lists its product as hypothetical. Bases 1 to 969 code for a protein of 322 amino acids. NCBI's taxonomy places the organism in Eukaryota, Ichthyosporea, Ichthyophonida. The transcript has a single exon. The record is from RefSeq and is a predicted model, not a curated record.
AUGAUUUAUAGUGUAAACGAGAGUUGGUACUCCAUCACAAUUGGAGCUGUUUUCUGCGAUAUAGAGUUUGAUGAUGCCAGCAUAGACAGUUCGAGUCUCAUUGCGAUAGUGAUACGCCACAGAGUUGUAGUAUGCCACCUAUAUUUUGCUUUCACCUUCUCGCUUACCUAUCACACUUCUGUCCUGCUUAUUACAACUAGGUACUCCGCUGUGGCGGAGGCGGAGGCCAAAGCAAUGCUAGAGGCCGGACGACGAGCUAAAGAAAGAGAGCAGCGACGCAAGGAACGUCGUGAGCGCAUGGAAGCGGUGACGUCUGCACUCAAUGCAGAAAUAGACCGAAAGAGGGAUCAGCGGUCGCAAAUCUCAAGAGUGGACUAUCAUAAGUCGAUCCCUGCCCCUACACGUGUGCCUACGCAGAUUUCCGAAAGAGAAGUUGUAGGUGAUAGUGUAAAGGCUGUGGAGGCUGAAGGAGAAUCUACAUGUAACGAAGAGAGUGCUACGCCAGCGACAGAAAAGCAUGUCCCAGAGACGACUACUUCUAAAGUCGAAUCACCAGUACAAGAGACUGAAAACGGCUACGAUGUAAACACUGCUCAGGAAGAAGAGGAAGAGGAGUUAGAACUAACCGAAGCUGAAGAUGCCGGUAAAGCUGAAGUUGAAUCCGAGGUUGAAGCUGAAGCUGAAAUCGAUGCCAAGUCGAACGAAAAUCCUUUCGAAGUAUCUUCUAUGGCAGAGGAAAGUAACGAAGAAUCGGGUAGUGAGUUGUCCGAGACAUGCGCUGAUGAAGAGGCGGAUACCGAUAUUGUUGGUGAAGAGAGCGUUGAGGCUGAACAGGAACAGGUAGAAGAGAAAGUCGUUCAGAAGGACGAGGUGAUGACCGAGGUGAAGGCGUGCACUGAAGCUGUGGAAGACAAAGAGUACACACUAAGUGAACUGCAAGCUAUGGUAUGUUGCCAUCGUCAACUUUAG